AUGGAUACAACCUCUUCAGCGCUGGCCCAGCUCUUGCACCUCCUUGCGCAGCGCCCGGACGUGCAGGAGAAGCUGCGUCUCGAACUAGAUGCGGCGUACGAGAACGGUGAGCUUGCGCACGGUGAGGUUGUUGGACUACCGUAUCUUGAUGCCAAUCUGCAGAGCGACGCUACGGCUGUACCCUCCAGUGCCUUUCGUGGGUCGCAUGUCCGAGGCUCCCAACAAUCUUCUACCGGGGCCCGCCAGAACCCAAGAGGAUCCAAUGCUUCCAUUGUCAACACCGAUUGUCGGACGGGAUGGGACGAAGAUACGCAAAGUGUUCGGCCCGCAGGGAACGCGUUUCUUUGUCAGGAUAAUGGUAGCGAACCGUGGCAGAACCUCUGGGGCGACGAUCCGGAGGAUUAG
Gloeophyllum trabeum ATCC 11539 is the source of this 405-nucleotide messenger RNA. RefSeq lists its product as uncharacterized. Lineage: Eukaryota; Fungi; Basidiomycota; Agaricomycetes; Gloeophyllales; Gloeophyllaceae. Gene Ontology annotation, molecular function: oxidoreductase activity, acting on paired donors, with incorporation or reduction of molecular oxygen; monooxygenase activity; heme binding. The coding region runs from base 1 to 405 and encodes 134 amino acids. The transcript has 2 exons. The record is from RefSeq and is a predicted model, not a curated record.